GUUCCAAGCAAAGAACUUCCAAACUUGUCCGUCUGUGACACAAGCUGUAGAUAUCCAUUGCAGGGGAAUAAAAUAGGCGGCACCAGAGCAAAACUUUGUUGAGUCCUGUGGCCAGCUAGAACUAAGUCAUGGAAUCUGUAGUCUUUCAGAUUUGGGCAACUCUCUCUUUUCUGGUACACCUUGCAAACUGUAGUCCCAUCAUGAGCCUAGACAUGCCUCUCCUGGAGGAAGACAUGCCAUUCUUUGAUGAACAGGAUGCACUGCUUCAGAAUUUGCAAAAUGAGUUGCUGAAGGCACUUAACCUCUCUGACAUCCCCCUGCAAGAGACAGCAAAGAUGGACCCUCCAGAAUAUAUGUUAGAACUCUAUAACAGGUUUGCCACUGAUAAGACAUCUAUGCCAUCAGCCAACAUCGUUAGAAGCUUCAAAAAUGAAGAACAGAUUUCACAGCCCAUCCACUUUCAUGGAAUACGGAGGUACCCUCUUCUCUUCAAUGUCUCCAUCCCUCACCAUGAGAAGAUAACGACGGCUGAACUGAGGCUCUACACUUUGGUAGAGGAGGACAGAAUGCUCUAUGAUGGUCUUGACAGGAAGGUCACCAUUUUUGAAGUGCUGGAGAAUGAACAUGGAAGAGGGAAGGAAGAAGAGGAGAGGAAAAAGAAAGUGCUGGCCUCUCGACAUAUUUACAGCACUGACAAUGAAUGGAAAACGUUUGAGGUCACAAAGGCCAUCAGGAAGUGGCAUCACUCAGACUCAACCACUCAUCAACUAGAAGUGCAGAUUGAGAACAGAGGGGGAGAGGAAGCCAGUCAAGGAGGGAAAGCAGAUAUAGACAUCAACUCAGAGGCCAAACACAAACCUUUAUUAAUUGUGUUUUCAGAUGAUCAAAGCCAUGCCAAGAAAGAGAAGCAUGAAUUGAACGAGAUGAUAGAGCAUGAGCAAGAUUUGCAGAACCUGGAUGUGAAUGAUUUCCAUCCUAACCCUAGAGAAGAGAAACUAAUGCAGAUAAGAUCCAACAUUAUCUAUGACUCAACAUCCCGGAUAAGGAGGAAUGCCAAGGGGAGCAGCUGCAAAAAGACUUCACUCUAUGUGGAUUUCAAGGAGAUUGGCUGGGAUUCCUGGAUCAUUGCCCCACCAGGUUACGAUGCCUCCCAAUGUAAGGGAGCCUGCUCCUUCCCUUUGGACGAUCACCUCACCACAACUCAUGCCAAGGCCCGGACUCUGAUUCAUUUGAAUGAUCCCCAGAAAGCAUCUCCGGCUUGUUGCGUGCCUACAAAGCUGGAUCCCAUCUCAUUGCUGUACUUAGAUAAAGGGGUCGUAACCUUCAAGCUAAACUACGAGGGCAUGGCAGUGUCAGAAUGUGGCUGCAGAUAGUAGCAGGGUGCUCCCUGAAUAGUGUAUUUGGUCCUCAGAGUAUUUAAUUUGUUCCAUCUGUAAAUUUGUACAGUUCUGAUUUGUACAGACUUGGUAAAUUUAUUUAAUGAGGUGUGUACAGAUAAUUUGAGACAUAGGAAAUGGGCAACGGAUUACAGGGGGGUAUAUAAUUUACUAUCAUGGUUGGCUUGGAGGAAGGGGAAUUGUGCCUCUUUACUUCAUCCAAGAGCUGGUUUACACAAUCAGCAGAAUCCAGUGGUAAUUUCCCCCCUAAACUAUACCACUUCAGUCUGCAGAUGGAGGGGCGUGGCUGGUGCAGGUGGCUGAAUACUUCCACAUACGGAUGGGAGAGAAGUUUAUAUUUAAACCCAAAUCAAAUUCACAUUUUCCAAAAUAAUAUGAGAAUCAAAGCACAGCUAUUCUUUGAAAUUCACACUUAUCCAAAUUUUGUAGGCAGUUCUCCAAUCAACCAAUGUUUAGAAAAAUGCAUCUAUUAGGGGCAACUGUGCAUAAAAAUGAAUAUACUAGUGAAAAUAACAUACAAAAAUGAAUUACAUUAGGGGAAAUUGCUUGCAAAAGUGUGUUCAUUAGUAAAAACUGCAUGCACAAAUUGGUUUAUUAGGAGAAAUUAACUCUAAAAUGCUGUUGAAUUUUCAUGAGGCUACUGUUGCAGAAAUGUGGAGAACUGAAUCUGAGAAUGGAAAAUGAGAAACUGAGAGAACCAAGGCUGACAGACCUUUCCUUCCCUAGUCUUCCAUAAAAUAAAGCUCCCUGCACAGAGAAAACUAGCAUAUUAGAAGGAUUCAGCCUAGUCUUUGAAUGCUUUCCCCACCGAUGGUCAGGGAAAAUUUAAAAAUGCAGUCCUCCCUUGCAACAGCCUGAAGUGGUACAAUCUAGGAAAAGAUUAACCCUCAUUUUUGCUGACUGUGUAAACUGCCCCCCCCCCAGUCUGACCAUUAGGAGCCAUUUCAACACCCACUUUUUGCACCCAAACCAGUAUUUGCAGAAUAUUGCGCAUGUGAAGGAUGUUAUUUUUUAAAAGGAGGAACCCAGUUAAGAAAAUAAAAUGGGCAUUUUAAUUACUAGAUACAUAGAUUGGAUGCUGGCAUUUCCCCCUAUUUUUUAAUACAAAAUAUUAGAAAUUCUUCUACGUAGCUCCUCUCUGUUUCCUGUAGCACAUUCACAGAAAAUAGUUUCCUACUGGAAACAGCUGCCAAGGGCAAACAUGGUGUGGGUUUUCCCCUUACACGCUGUUUGCAGGAUUCCCAGCAGGAUCUGCCUGGCCUCUGUUGGUCUGAUCCAGCAGCAUCUUAUAUCACACUGUAAGAUGAUCUAUAGGUUCUAUAAGAUGAUCAGGCAGCUGCCCUUUCCCCUCUGAUCUCCUCCCACCACAUAUGCAGAGUAUCCCAUAUAUACUAAUUUAUGGGAUGUUCUAUAUACAGUAUGUGCUGGUGGGUUAUUCUAAUUCCAUUGGAAGGACUGGCCUGGACAGUGUUUAUAUGACCAUAUCCAGGGCCCCACACGCUCAUGUAAAGAAGUGUCAUGAGAAUCCUCAAAGGGAAAUGCUAAGGAAAUGGGCAGGCUUCAUCAGAAAGCCCCGGUGCCAUCAUGUAUUCAAUUCAUAUAAAAAGAAGUUACUCUGCAAAGCUUGACAUGAAGAGAUGAGAAAGGCUGCACUGACCUAAAUCCCCCUUUUCUACACAACUUUUUCGAGGUUCAAGAAUCUUCACUCCUUUAAAAUAUGGUUUUAUAUAAUCAGUUUGGUGGAGCCUUGAGUUUAUCCAAAGACAAGACAUAACCUCCAAGAAGUUAUUUCUGCUGGCUUUGGAGGUGCAAUUCAAAAUGUGGUGCCUGUUGCAUCUUACAAGAACCAUAUGAUCCUCUUGUGUUAAUGACCUACUCUAUGACUAUCAACAGAAUUAGACCAAGAAAAUAACCAGUGACUAGGAAUUUGGCUCCCAAGACCCAAGGUUCUUUGCAUCUUUGUUAAGCUGCUCCAGAGUCGAAAAAUUAUAUUGUGCUUAAAGUCAAAAUGGGGUUUGUCUACAGACAAAGAGCAGGACUUUGAUGAAGCUUUGAUGAAGCUGUCAAUUCACAAGACCAUUCUUUACCCCACUCUCCAAUUCAGCUGCAUACGAUGGAGUCACAUGGAGUCAUGUUUCCGCCACUCUUCUCCAACAAAUCGUUGUGAUAAGAAGGUGUUAGAGCUGGGAAACAAUAAGCCUGAUGCUUUAUUUAUACUAAGCUGGAAAUUUGUCAGAUUCUUUGGGAAGUGUAAUUGACGCUGACUCCCCUUGCCCUCAGCUCCAGCUUACUGUACUGUCCCCAGCCUCUGUUUUACACUUUUAAGGCAAAGCUCUCUUCCCUGAACGAGAUAACAGGCUUGUCUUUGAGAUAAUGGACUAUGACUAUGGGUGGGAAUCAGCCCCAAAGACAGUGUCAAGGACUAGCUCCAAUCAGCUUCACCUACAUCCAUGCAGCCAUUAUUUAUUGAUUUAUUUAUUGACUCUUGUCCUUGUAAUAUAAUGUAGAAUACAAAAUAUUUUAUUUUUGUGCUGCAUGUAAAACACACAUGGAUAAUCCUGUGUAUUGAACCAUGUGUGGAUUUUGAUGCUAAUAACUGCAAAAAAUUGUUAUGGAUUUUCUUGUAAAUAUAUCGCCAUCUUUUUUAUCUCAGUGUAAUACAAAAUAUAGUGGCAUACAGUAUAUAGUAGCUUUGCCCCCUUUCUUUUUGCUAGCCUACGGUCCUUGAACAUAGGGCACAGACCUAUCCACACUUUACCACAUUGCACAAAGUCCAUCACUCUGCUGCCUGAAAGAUCUGCCUGUCAAUCUACCAACUGUAAAUUUUGCUCCACAAAUUCCUCCAUCUCGAGCUGAAAACAGUUGUUGGGAGUAUCCUGCAGAUGCAACCACAAUGCCUCUUACACCUUUCCCUGGUAAAAAAGCUGACCAGGAAGUAGGGAUGGGAGAUCUGUCAGUUCCAAUCCUUUCCGUUUCUCCUUUUUCCAAUCUUAAA
Molecule: messenger RNA, 4392 nt
Organism: Rhineura floridana
Lineage: Eukaryota; Metazoa; Chordata; Lepidosauria; Squamata; Rhineuridae
Gene: BMP10
Product: bone morphogenetic protein 10
Exons: 2
Coding region: 129-1373 (414 amino acids)
Biological process (GO): BMP signaling pathway; SMAD protein signal transduction
Cellular component (GO): extracellular region
Molecular function (GO): growth factor activity; cytokine activity
Source: RefSeq, a predicted model, not a curated record